Molecule: messenger RNA, 4089 nt
Organism: Agrilus planipennis (emerald ash borer)
Lineage: Eukaryota; Metazoa; Arthropoda; Insecta; Coleoptera; Buprestidae
Gene: TkR99D
Product: tachykinin-like peptides receptor 99D
Exons: 10
Coding region: 507-1766 (419 amino acids)
Biological process (GO): G protein-coupled receptor signaling pathway
Cellular component (GO): plasma membrane
Molecular function (GO): tachykinin receptor activity
Source: RefSeq, a predicted model, not a curated record
GUAUAUUUCACUUACCAAAGACGCGAUUCUGGUAUCGCAUCGGCGCAUUCGUUGCCUGUAAAAAAAGAGAACCGUAUAAAGCGUUAGAGUAUCGUGGUGUAGCAGUCGUAAUAUCCACGUUUCAAACUUCAGUUUUCAACUGUUCGCUCUAAGGACUUCUCGAGCUUCGAAAAGUCAGUGUUUGUUUGUUUAGCGCGACGGACGUGUUUGAAAAGCUGCUUGUUAAUCGCAAAUAGAUUUGAAGAAAACUGUUUUACCCAGCAAGAAGAAAAGAGUAUCGGUCGAGGAAAUGGUGAGAAUAAGAUGUAAAGAAAUGAUAAGGACAGAAAAUCUAAGAUGUAUUGAUAAGUCGAGAUAUGUGGAAGGCUUCACUAUGGGAGCAUUGGCAGGGAGACUGUUUGCCAGAUUAUAUGAAUAGAAUUAAGGAGUGAAGAUUUAAAGUGGGAAAUGAAUGUAGAAAAUAAAAUGGCCUUAAGGUGACUUCCCACAAAAACAUACCUAACAAAAUGGCUGGAAGUCAUUUACUCUACACUACUAAUAUUACUGUGUCCCCGACAUUUAUCAGUAUAUCUGUCCAUAAUAGUACAAAUUCUACAGUAUUUUCUAACGAUAAGAACGAAUUCAUUCUACCUAUAUGGCGACAAAUUUUAUGGAGUGUUCUUUAUUUAUCUAUGGUUAUUGUGGCAACUGGUGGUAAUCUUAUUGUGAUAUGGAUUGUACUGGCCCAUAAGAGGAUGAGAACCGUAACUAAUUACUUUUUGUUGAACUUGUCGGUUGCAGAUACAAUGGUUUCAACUUUAAAUGUGACUUUUAACUAUAUCUACAUGCUAAACUCUCACUGGCCCUUUGGUAACAUAUAUUGCAAAAUAGCACAGUUUAUUGCUGUUUUGUCGAUAUGUGCCUCUGUAUUUUCGCUUAUGGCGAUUUCUGUUGACAGGUACAUGGCCAUAAUGACUCCAUUGAAACCUCGAAUGGGAAGAAUGGCGACUGUUUUAGUUGCUAUAAGUACGUGGGUACUAGGAAUUCUAAUAUCAAGUCCGCAAUUAAUAUUUUAUACCACUUACGAAGAAACAUUCAGCGAUGGAGAGAAAAGAAUUGUCUGUUAUGGAGAAUGGCCUGAUGGUGAUACAAUUAAUUCAUUUCAUGAAUACAUUUACAACGUCUUCUUCACUGUAAUAACAUACGUUAUUCCUAUUGCAUCUAUGACCUUCACAUACGCUAGAAUAGGAAUAGAACUGUGGGGCUCCCAAAGUAUAGGAGAAUCGACUCAAAGACAAAUAGAAAACAUCAAAAGCAAACGUCGCGUUGUGAAGAUGAUGGUAGUGGUUGUUAUAAUAUUCGCCGUUUGCUGGUUGCCAUUUCAUCUUUACUUCAUCGUGACAUCUUAUCAUCCCGAGAUCACCAGUUCCCCAUACAUUCAAGAAACUUAUCUGGUCAUCUACUGGUUAGCGAUGAGUAAUUCUAUGUACAAUCCAAUUAUUUACUGCUGGAUGAAUGCAAGGUUUAGAGCAGGCUUUGUUCAGUUUUUUUCUUGUUUACCGUUCGUUCAUUUAAGCCACAGAAAUAUAUCUCGAAGAGAAAUCUUCACUGCUAGAUCUUUCUCUGCAUCACCUGAAGGACAUCGAAUUGCCAGAAACAAUACUGUACAAAUUUCGAUUCACGCUGGAUGUUCAACCCCUCCAAUUGCGAGCACCUAUUUCAACGGUGAAGAAAACUGUUUGGCUAGAUCUCGCAUCAGGAAAAGUAUGGAACUGAAAUUAUUCUGACAACGGCAUGAUAGUUCGGAGGCAAUAAUGAUGGGUUCGCGACAUACUUGGAUUUAGAAUGAAAUAAACGGAAGGAUUGCUCUAUCAAAAAGUGAUAUCUAUUUAUGUACUUAUUGUUGUAUUCUAUGCUACUCGCUGUUUUGUUUAAAUUAUUUUGCUGACAGAUGUCUACUUACUUAGAUCAACUUUGGGGGCAAGUGUUACUAAGAAUCGCUUUAUUCACUUUAAAUGGACCAUAUACUUAAUACUCCUGUACUACUAGUAGGAGCCUGGAAAAGGAUGCCGUUCUGACAGUGCAGACAUACAUACGUUUGUCUCCCUCAUUUAGACGUCAAAUAUUAUCCGCAUGUCGGAGAAUUGUUCCCCACUACAGUUGUAAGGCUUGCGCGUAACGCAUCGGGUAGCCGGCAACGCUUCCACUUAUGAGAACUAGUAAUAUAGGAGUAUUAAGUACCUAUAUAAAAUGGACAAAUGACCAAAGCCUUGUUAUUACGGAAAUAAUCUUAAUAAACUGCCACGUAUUAUAUAUAAGUCUCACCGACGAAGUCCGGCAGUUCCUAUGUUCAAUCAGUAUUAUCCAGCACAUUAAACUGCAUUCCGCCUUAAUUGUUCCAUUGUCAAAAACUAUCAAAUGUUACAUGUACUUAUAGUUUUAAUUACUGUUUGAAAUACAUUUUUUUUUGCAUAAUGUCAACAGAAGUCUCAAGAAUUUAUAAACUGGUUUUAAGAAUUAUACAUUGUUAUACAGAAAUGUGUGGCAUGUUUGUUUACUUAAUAUAAGUUUAAAUAUGUGUCUGUAAAGUGCAUCGUUGUACUUGUAGUGUUAAUUAAAGGCUGAUUUAGUAAAAAACAAAAAAAAUUAAUGCAUUAGUAAAUUUAUUUUUAAAUUAACUUUUACCCACUGCAGAUAACCUCAAAUUAAUGAGAACUUUAACACUACAAAAAUUCAAAGUGUCUCAAGAGAUCUUUCUCUUUGCCUAGCCUUAUCCCAUAUCAUUUGAGGUCGGCUCUCCCCAUCAUUCUUCGCCAUAAGCAACGGUUCUGGGUAGUCAUGCCAUUUACUUGGUCUUUCUUCAGGUCGUUGUUGAUGAGGGACAUCCAAGUCUGAAGUAGUCUCCCUGGCAUUCUCGAUCCGGUGUUUAUGCUUAGGACCGUCAGCUUAGUCAUGUGAUAGCAGCAGUCUCUAAAUCGCUUCUCCAACAUUCGAGCAACUAUUCCAGGUCUUCAGGCCAAAUCAAACACAAUUAGCAACUCGCUAUGGGUAAUUAAAUCAUUUUAACUCGCUGAAUUAACGAACAGCUUCAAAAUAAUGUCAGGAUAACAAUUCCUUACCCCCAACUCUUAAAAAAAACUCUUAAAUCCGUAAGGGGUUGUAAAAAUUAACAUAAGAAAAGUAACAUAGGUACAAUGAUAUGGCACACAGUCAAUUACAAGACAUCAAAAAUUAAAUUUGCUAAAAAAAUUUUGGAAAAAGUACAAAGGUGGAUUGUCGUUGGUUAACAAUUGAUAGUUUUUAGUCACCAAACUGACUCAGGUGUCAUAAACAUUAACAUAAAAUGGCGACAAAAGACAGGCAAAAUUGCAAAACGCAAAAACAAAAAAAUUCACCAAAAAAGCCAAAAGUACUAAUCUGGGUGCAUCCCACGGUUAAAACUCCUCACUCGGGAAACCGAGCUUUUCAAAAAUCAGCACCAAAGGUUGUAAGUAAGGGUGCAGAUCUUCAAUUUGAGAACAGUUGGUCCAAACUAUCGUAAAAAACGGGAGAAAUCCUCUAAAAGUUCACUCGGCUACCAAGAGAACGGAAAAAGGGUACCAAAGACAAAUCUGGCUUCACCAGGUCUCAAAAAUUCUCUAACAAGGAACAGGGCGUAACUCAUACGCCAUACAGAAUUAGGGGAAGAAGUGAUUAGCAAAAUCACCAGAAAAAUGAAAACUUCCAAAUACUUAAAACGACAAGAGCAACAAUUGCUCGACAAAACUAGGCACCUAGUGCAACAAUAACUCAAGCUUUUUAUUACCUAAGUCAAAUUGUACAACAAAGUGUUGUUCCAGAUUACUACUAAAACCGGCAGGUUUUCGACAGCAGUCAAAGGCAGAAUCCCGUCCAUACGUAAAAUUACCUCAUAGAAACUAGAAAAUUGAUACCUUCUAGAACGCUGGAUGAUCAUGCUACCCCAAUUUAAGUUGCUUAGCAACAGCGUGGAUCAACCUAAUUUAUUCUCGUAAUUUAGGCAAAAAUCAGACCAAAACAAAAGGUACAUAAAAAAAUACAACGUGUGAUUAUACAACACGCUACUGAAGUGAAACUUCUUCAAACACACAA